AUUAGAAACAAAAUGGCAACCCUCUCCUCCUCUUCACUCCUCCUCUUCUUCUUCAUCUUCCUCUGCUCAAUCCCCGCCGCCCAUUCCUCCGCAGUCGAUUUCACCUGGGGCAUCUCGGGCGGGAAGCUCAUAGGCGACUUGGAUGAGGAGCUCGAGCUGCAGAUGGACUCGGAGAUCAGCCGGCGCAUCUUAGCCACCAGCAAGUACAUUAGCUACGGCGCGCUGCGGAGGAACAGUGUCCCUUGCUCGCGGCGCGGCGCGUCGUACUACAAUUGCCGGCCCGGAGCUCAGGCCAACCCUUACUCGCGCGGCUGCAGCCGCAUCACUCGCUGCAGGCAUUGAAAACUUGUAUCAAUUUUUCAUUUUUAUUUUUUUACUAUUUUUUGUUGCGGUAAAAAAAAAUUGUAUGUCUGAUGGGAAGUUUCGAAUUUGUGUGUUAUUAUUAUAUACUUGGAAGAAAUUUGAAUAAGGAUAAAAUUUUGUUGAUGCGUA
Messenger RNA from Argentina anserina (silverweed cinquefoil), 492 nucleotides. Its product is annotated as rapid alkalinization factor-like. The transcript has a single exon. Gene Ontology annotation, cellular component: plasmodesma. NCBI's taxonomy places the organism in Eukaryota, Viridiplantae, Streptophyta, Magnoliopsida, Rosales, Rosaceae. The record is from RefSeq and is a predicted model, not a curated record. Bases 13 to 342 code for a protein of 109 amino acids. Gene Ontology annotation, biological process: calcium-mediated signaling.